AGAAAGAGAUAAAAUUUCAGAUGAUGAAUUAACUUAUUUAAUAAGUUCUUUAAAACAGAUUCUUGAAAAUUGUGAAAAUGAAGAAUGUUCAACAUCAACAGAAUCUACUCGAGAUACAAAGAUAAUUGAUGUUCCGAAUUAUUUAAGUGCCUUUCUAUCAAGUAUACAACGCUGGUUAGAAAAAGCAUCAAGCGGUCCUGUCAUCAAAAGCAAUUUACCACCAUUUACUUUAACUGGUGAUUUCAAUGAUGCUAUAUUUCAAAUGCCUUCUACAAAUAAAGUUCCAUGGUGGGUAGUAAAUGCGAAUCUAGAUGAUUUCGAUCAUUCACCACUUGAACAUCAUUCAGAAUCAGCUAUUUGUUCAUGCUGUAGUUAUGAUGAUGCGCAUUAUCAUUAUCAGAAAAUUAUUAAUAAAGAUCUUCAAUUUCAAGAAUAUAAACAAGAACAUGUAACAGAGGUUGAGCAAGAUCAAACAAAUACAGAUACAAUAACUGUUAAUACUUCACAUCAUUCACGUUUCAAUACCACUAUUAAACGAGGUACUAAUGCUUGGGAUAUUAUUGAAGAUAGACAACUUAUACAAGAAUAUGAAAGAAGACUUGCUGGAGAAAAAUCAAAAGAAUCAGAUAGAUAUAACCAUGGUUGGAAUCGAAUUCUAGAGCGAACAUUGCCACUCAUAUCAGAUAUUAAAGAAGGUAAAAUUGAUAUGACAUCAAACGAUUUACAAGGAAAAAUAGGAACAAAUCUCAAAACAAAAAAAGAGAUAAAAGAACUUAAUGCAUUAGAUGAUCCAAAUAAUGAACUUUGGAAAAACAAAAAAUUUUCUCCAUGGCGAAGAAAAUUUAUUCAAACGAAAUUAUCAAAUACAAUUAAGUGGCAAGAAUUCUGUGCCGCACAAACAAAUAAAUAA
Rotaria sp. Silwood2 is the source of this 910-nucleotide messenger RNA. Lineage: Eukaryota; Metazoa; Rotifera; Eurotatoria; Philodinida; Philodinidae. The record is from the annotation of a GenBank genome assembly.